GGGGGCGGGGGGCAAGAAAAGGACGAAUUAUUUCCCCCCCCCCAGUUUUAACAAAGUGUCCCUUAAGAAUGGAGCAAACUCAGCUGUUGGACUGGGAUGAAGAAGAAGAACUUGAUGAUCCUUCCGAUGGGGUUGGUGGCUCUGGGGAGACCCCCAAACCUGUGGGACGCCUGCAUCUUCUGAGCAGCAAGUAUGGCCCGGAGAAAGAUUUCUGGAUCUACCCUGGGGAGAAUGUCAUUGGGCGGCUGGAAAGCUGUCAGAUCUGCUUGCCCGCCUCUUCGGUUUCCAAAGCUCACGCUGUGAUCGAGGUCCCUUCCCCUGACGGGCCCCACCUCUUGUAUGAUCGAGGAAGCCUGAACCGGACCCGGCGGCAACGGGUGGCGCUGAUCCCCCAGGUCCGAUACAGCCUCCAAGACGGGGACACUUUGCUCUUUGGGGACGUGGGGUGCCAGUACUUCCUGCUGGCCCCGGGAGGUGCCCCUGAUGACUCCAUGGAGGUGCCACCCACCCAGACCAGAGCGGAGACCACUGCCUUGGCCAUUGAGGAGACGCCUGCGCCGGGCAGGAAGAUGGGCUUCGGAGGAGUUCUGGCCCAGGAUUCUGACGAGGAGGAAGGGGAGGAUGUGGUGAAUGGGACAGGUGGGAUCCUGCGUCCCCCAGUGAUGGAUGGGUCCGACUCCUCUGUCAAAGGCGGCGCUGGAGGAUGGUCCAAAUUGGCUACCUCCAUGUUCUCUUCUCCUUCUGCUACUGUUGUGCCUGAAAGUGAUGAGGAAAGUGGCGAAGCUUCUGUCACAGAUCCGUCUUGUCCCUCCCUGCGCCUGUGCUUUGACAGCCAGGACGCUGAGCCGCUGCCUUUAGAGAAUGGAGGCGUUGCCUCUUCCGACCCAGAGGGGCAUCCUGUGCAGGCAGCAGCUGCAGAGGCUGAAGCGAAAGUGCCCCCAGACUCGGGAGAACUGACCGCGAAAGAGCAGGCAGCUUCUACAGACCCCGGCCUGGUGGACUUCCACCUGGACAGUGACACAGAUGUGGAGGAUGAGGGCAGAGUUGGUAGUGCCUCUGACACGCCCACUUCGGUGGACAUGGCGAAAGACGGCAAGGCCUUAGAAGUGGGCAGUGACACUGACACGGAGGAGCCCGUGGGGACGAAUCCAGGAGCUGGCAGUGCGACUAACCACCAAUUGGACCUCGGCGAGGGUAGCGAUACGGAUGUGGAGGAGGGGGGAGAGGGACCAGGCCUUCCGGGUCUGAAGGCCCGCCCAACGGCUGGAAAGGGGGCUGACGAUGAUGAUGACACAGAUCUUGAGGGGGAGACGGAGAAUCAAAGACCUGUGCCUCUCACCCGCCGAGAGCCCCUUCCCCCAAAUGAGGAUAGCUGUAAAGAUGCGGAAGGUUCCGGAGGCGAUCGCGAUCUUGCACAUCCCGAUGAGAAAGGGGACCUGGACACGGAUGUGGAGGAGGCCGUGGGCGACCCAGGUGUGUGUGAGCGGGCGCUGCUGCCCACGGAAAAUGAGCACAGCGAUACGGAUGUGGAGGACGCGCCCCUUAAAGAGGAGAAUCCCAAUGGGCCUUCGAAGAUUCAUGCGCCUGUUGGAGAUAGCGAUGGCGAUACAGAUGUGGAAAUGGCUGACCUGGCAGUGGAGGACUCGGAUGUGGCUGGUCCUCACAGUCCCCACCCUCCAGGCUGCCAGGAGAGCAGCUCACGGGCGGAAGGGAGCCCCAGCAAGGGGCCUGUGCCUCAGGGCAGCAGUUCCCUGGAUGAAGGUGAAGGGCGUGAGGAUGCUGUAGGGGAGGUAAAGGAUCCUAGCAGGAGACCCCAGAGUACGCACGGAGCUGUCAACGAGUGCUCCAGGGCCUUAGGUGACCGGAAGUCCUCAGAAAGUCUUGAAGUCACGGGGAAGGUGUCUGUUGUGCCUCAGAAUCCACCUUUGCUGGUUCUCUCUGUGGAUAGUGAUACCGACGUGGAGGAAGAGGCUAAAAAUCCAGAGGUGGACUCCAAGGAGAACCACACUGUCCCUGGUGCUGGGCCCAGAGGAGGAAGUAGCGGGAGCUGCUUUGGGAAUCCAGAUUUUGGGCCCCAGAAGAGCCCCGGAACUAUUGGAGAUGCGGACAAGGAUACAGACACGGAAGCGGCUUCUCCGUUCCGCAAGGACUCCGUGGCCCAAGACGACAGUGACACGGAUGUGGAGGAAGCGAGCGCCCCGCUGCCAGAGAAACCCCUGGAAGAGCAAGACACUCAGUUAUUGGUCCCCGUGAGAUCCGCCGUAGCUGGGGAGAAAGCGGCCGGCUCCUUAAUGGCUGUGAGAGUCCACCGUGAACCUUGCAAAGAGGACGAAGAUACGGAUGCAGAGGGCAACGAGUCCCGUUCAGGAGACGGCAGUGCUACUGAUGAUGAUGCUGAUCUGGCUUUCCAGGCCACGCAGUGUUUCCUGCCUACCGAGACCUCCUCUCCCAGGAUUGGGAAGACUCCGAGAGAUGCCGCAGAGGCUGGUUCCAGCUGCGCCCUGGAAGAGGAGGCCACGCAGGCAUUUGAUGUAGCGGGGGAUCUAAAGGCAACCCAGCUCCAGCUCAGGAAAGCCUCGGUGACGGUGCCCUCCUCCCCUGGAAGCUCCGUCAACACUCCAGAGUGCAGCUCUCCUUUGAAAGACGACGACACGGAUCCAGACGCGUACGUGCUGGAAGCUACUCAGUCCUUCUGUACGGAGCCCAGGCGGCUGUCCGAAGAGCCCACCCAGGCCUUCAUUUCCGAGGCGGAGGAAGAGACGGAACCGAUCUCCCUUCACCUGCCUGAACAGACGACCCAGCCUGUAGUUUUGAUUUCAGCCUCUGGGGGGCAGCAGGCUGCCAGCCUUUCGGGGCACAGCACUCAAGCUUGCCCCAUAGGAGUGCCCUGUAUGGAGCCUGUCUCCCAGCCAGCAGGGGGCACCACUGCGGAGGAAACGGAGAAGGAAGGGGAAGCCCAGACUGUCAAUUCAGGGCAGGCGCCCCCUGUUGGCAACAGCCAACCCUCAACGUUGCAAGAGGAGGUCAAAGGGGCCUCCAGGAACGAGGAGCAGGUGGCCCCCGAAGGCAGAAGCCCUGCACAACUGUCGCAGCCACGGGACAGAGCAGCUCGUGUUGAUGAUGAGUCGGAAGAAAGGAGCUCAACGCCGGCGGGAGAAGCAAGAGAUGCCAAGCAGGUGGCGGAGCGUGCCCAAGAGGAGGCUUCUGAAUCUCCGGCCCCCGGGCAACGGCGCACUCUCCGGUCCUCCACGGCUGCUGCUUCCCCAGCUCCUGCGCCAGAACGGCAAAGCCGCCGCCGCCGUGGCCGGGUGGGAUCUGGCGACAGAGAUGGGCGCAGCGAGCCAGCUGCCCCCGUCACCAGACGCAGGGGGAUGCGGCCACUCGCCCACCCGGCGCAGUGUAGGGGGGAGCCAGAGGCCAAGUCGGAAGAGCCGGAGGGAGAGGAAGUGAGCCCCGUCAAGAAGCCCAGGAACAGGGAGCCGACGAGUGCCGUGCAUCCGGGCCGGACCAGGGGCUCGCAAAGGGAAUCUGGUGCUGCCAGCAGGCUGAAGGAAGAGACGGCGAAGGCUGCCGUCAGCCCAGCGGCCAGGGUGCCAGCCAAACGGGGGAAAUGGGGAACAGCGGCUGAACCUGUGGCUGAACGGCAGCCGGAGCUGCCCAGGACCCGGGCCAGCACGCGGUCAGGGAGUGCUUCAGGGAGCACGCCGAGCCCAAAGGAUUCUGGGACAGGCGCCAAGCCGGGGCAGGAGCCCAUGCGGUCCACUCCACCCUCAGCAAGGAGGUCACAGCGUCUGAGCACGGAAAGCCAGCCGGCGGGAAGGAGGGCCCAGUCCUGGAACCAGUCCCAGGGCGCAGCAGGCUCUGGUGUUCCUGCCCCAAAGGUGCUAUUCACGGGGGUGAUUGACGAGGAGGGGGAGCGCGUGGUGACGGAGCUCGGGGGUUCUCUAGCGGAGUCCGUCUUCGACUGCACCCACCUUGUGACGGACCGCGUGCGACGCACGGUCAAGUUCCUGUGCGCCCUGGCGCGGGGCAUCCCCAUCGUGACCCUCGACUGGCUGGAGAAGAGUAAGCGGAACUCCGUCUUUCUGGCGCCAAACAGCUUCCUGGUUUGCGACCCCGAGCAGGAGAAAAACUUCCAGUUUAGCCUCACCAUGUCACUGCAGAGAGCACAGAAAGAGGGGGGCCUACUUCAGGGCUACGAGAUCCACGUCACCCCUAAUGUCAAGCCAGAGCCUGAGCACAUGAGAGACAUUGUGAAAUGCAGCGGAGGGACUUUCUUUCCCAGAAUGCCUCGGGCCUAUAAGGACAAACGUGUUGUCAUUUCCUGCCCGGCUGAUCUGCCCCGCUGUAAACCAGCUCAAGAUGCCAGAGUUCCCAUUGUCAAUUCCGAGUUCAUCCUGACGGGGAUAUUGCAGCAGAAGAUAGACUUGGAUGGCCACCGCUUGGACGGGUUGGUGGCCACUUCCCCCGUUGCCAGCCCCGCCGCUCUCACAACCAGAGUCAGUAAGAGGAGGGCUGGGGUGCUAACUGCCCCCGCACCCCCCAGCACAGCAAAGAGACGGCGCUGAUCCUGAAACACACCUCAUGACACGGAGACUUUGCCUUAAACUUGUAAAUAACUUUUCUUUCCUUUUUUCAAAAUCAUUAUCA
Elgaria multicarinata webbii is the source of this 4650-nucleotide messenger RNA. RefSeq names its product mediator of DNA damage checkpoint 1 (gene MDC1). Lineage: Eukaryota; Metazoa; Chordata; Lepidosauria; Squamata; Anguidae. The record is from RefSeq and is a predicted model, not a curated record. Gene Ontology annotation, molecular function: protein binding. The transcript has 16 exons. Bases 69 to 4568 code for a protein of 1499 amino acids.